This is a messenger RNA of Oreochromis niloticus (Nile tilapia), 5139 nucleotides long. It is a transcript of the gene sin3b, whose product is annotated as SIN3 transcription regulator family member B. Gene Ontology annotation, molecular function: transcription corepressor activity. The transcript is spliced from 19 exons. Gene Ontology annotation, biological process: negative regulation of transcription by RNA polymerase II. Gene Ontology annotation, cellular component: chromatin; Sin3-type complex. The record is from RefSeq and is a predicted model, not a curated record. NCBI's taxonomy places the organism in Eukaryota, Metazoa, Chordata, Actinopteri, Cichliformes, Cichlidae. Bases 289 to 4095 code for a protein of 1268 amino acids.
CUUCUCGCCUGGGCUCGUUUAAUUCGAUGGUGAUGUUUCAUCAAAGUCACCGAGAGUAGCAGGUUGUCUGUCAUCAACCUUCAUUCUGCUGGAUUUCCCGUCCUUUUUUUUUUUUUUUUUUUUUUGCCUCUGUACCUAGACUGUCCAGCUAGGCAGAGUAGGGUUGCUUGCUGGCAGGCUGGCUUCCCGACCGAGAGCAAGGUUUGUCGGCUAGCCAACAACUGGAGGUAACGCCGAAGCUUCCCUCAAGUUGUGGUAGCGGCUCUCGAGCCUCCUGUCGCCGGGAUAAUGGCGAAGAUUCAGGCGCACAGCACCGCGAAGCAAAUAAACCAAAUUCAAGACAAGCCUUACGUUAUAACACAAAAGCAAGUGCAGCAGCAGCACUUCCAGAAGCUGAAGGUUGAAGAUGCCUUGUCAUAUCUGGACCAAGUCAAAAUUCGUUUUGCGAAUGACCCUGGGAUAUAUAACAAGUUUCUCGACAUCAUGAAGGAGUUCAAGUCGCAGAGCAUCGACACACCGGGAGUGAUAAACCGUGUAUCACAACUGUUUCAUGGACACCCAGACCUCGUCUUGGGCUUCAAUGCCUUCUUGCCACCGGGGUAUCGGAUAGAGGUCCCUAAGAAUGGGAUGGCUUUCCUUCAGUCUCCUUUCUCUGCACAGGUAUCCCCAAGCCCACAGGGGAAGAGUCCCGUCGCUCCUGCUGUUGCUGCGACCUCGGGUAGUGCCUCUUCCUCUCACUCUGAAGUGGGACCUGCCCAGACCAGUGAAGUCAAGGUGGCCACAACAGAGCCCCUGUCUUCGUCAGCAGCAGGACCUCCAGAGCCUCCCAGCAGACUUUCUCUUCCCCUGACCAGCAGAGAGAGCCAAAAUCCAGCAGCCACCUCAUCUGUGUCCCCGCCUGCCUCAGAGACGAGCCCCGUAGAAUUUGAUAGCGCCAUCAGCUAUGUCAACAAGAUUAAAAACCGUUUCCUGGACCAUCCAGAGAUCUAUAGAGCCUUCCUAGAAAUUCUUCACACAUAUCAGAAGGAACAGCUGGAGGUGAAGGAGAGUCGAGGCAGUCGAGGCAGCAGUGGGAUGACAGAAGAUGAGGUGUUUUCUAAAGUUGCCAGUCUCUUCAAGGGACAAGAAGACCUGCUGGCUGAGUUUGGACAAUUCUUGCCCGAUGCCAAGAGAUCACUGUUCACAGGCAGUUCGCUCACCGGGGGGAAAGAGCAGCUGAAAAGGACAGAAGAAGAGGACAUGAUAACCAAACAGAACAAAAAGAGACCGAGGCCCAUACUUCUCCAGCAUAUGUCCCCACUGCUCAAGAAAAAAAUGAAGUAUUCCUGUACCAAAGAUCAGUCCUUUGCUUCGGUUGGCAAACAUGGAGUCUUAAGAGAAUUUUCCUUCUUUGAUAAGGUUCGUCGCCUGUUUAAAAGCCAGGAAGUAUAUGAGAACUUCCUGCGCUGCAUCGCCUUGUUUAACCAAGAAGUUGUUUCAGGAGCUGAGCUGCUACAGCUUGUUACUCCUUUCUUGGGGAAGUUUCCUGAACUGUACACACAGUUCAAGUCAUUUCUCGGGGACAAAGAGCUCUCUCAUGCUGUGUCAGGGCUGUCGGAUCGUUACAUGGAGGGAGGAGGGGGCAGGGAGGUGGAUUAUGCCUCCUGCAAGCGCCUGGGGUCCAGCUAUAGAGCACUGCCCAAGACCUACCAGCAGCCUAAAUGCAGUGGGCGCACGGCCUUAUGCAAGGAGGUAUUGAAUGACACCUGGGUGUCUUUCCCCUCCUGGUCAGAAGAUUCAACCUUUGUUAGCUCCAAGAAGACUCCUUAUGAGGAGCAGCUGCAUCGCUGUGAGGAUGAAAGAUUUGAGUUGGAUGUUGUUCUGGAGACAAACUUGGCCACCAUCAGAGUCCUAGAGAGUGUCCAGAAGAAGCUGUCUCGCCUCUCACCAGAGGACCAGGACCGAUUCAGAUUAGACGACUGCCUGGGCGGCACCUCUGAGGUCAUCCAGCGUCGUGCUGUGUAUCGUAUCUAUGGCGACAAAGCCCCUGAGAUCAUCGAGGGCCUGAAGAGGAGUCCUGCUACUGCUGUGCCUGUGGUGCUGAAGAGGUUGAAAGCUAAGGAGGAAGAGUGGAGAGAGGCCCAGCAGGGUUUCAAUAAGAUUUGGAGGGAGCAGUACGAGAAGGCCUACCUGAAGUCCCUCGACCACCAAGGAGUCAACUUCAAACAGAACGAUAUGAAGGCCCUGCGGUCAAAAAGUCUUCUUAAUGAGAUUGAAAGCAUCUACGACGAGCGUCAGGAGCAGAGCACAGAAGAAGGUGGUGUUGGCCAACAAAGCCGUAAUGGUUCAGCCUCAUCCAGUGAACCUCACAUGGUGUUUACUUAUGAGGACAAACAAAUCCUGGAGGAUGCUGCCUCACUCAUCAUCUACCACGUUAAACGACAGCCAACCAUUCACAAAGAUGACAAGGACCACAUCAAACGCAUCAUCCAGCACUUUGUCCCCGACCUGUUCUUCUCCCGCCGCGGCGAGCUCAGUGAUACUGAAGAAUGGACGGAUGAGGAGGCUGAGCCGGAAGAGGGAGGCGAUAAAGGAGGAGGUGGAACCGCCACCACCGCAGCAGGCGGAGGAGGAAAUGGUAAUAAUGCAUCAGGAGCAGCAGCCAGCAGUUGUCAGUCUCAGCCCCAACCUGUCCAAUCACAGUCCCAGACCCAGUCCCAACCGCAGCAGCAGCUCAACGGAGAGUCCAGGAGGAGGCGCUGCAGCCCAUCCCAACCUGCAGAAAACGAAGCCUCGACCACCUCAAGCAGCAUAAGCCAGCCUGCUGGAUCCACACCGACCCCGGGGUCUACACCUAUGGAGAUGAGCUCGGGUGCAGCCGGGGAGAAGGUGGACCUUCGUGACCCCGAAGCAGAGCACCAAAAGGAGCUGGAUGGUGUCUACAACCUGUUUUUUGUCAACAACAACUGGUAUUUCUUUUUGCGGCUGCACCAGACUCUGUGUUCGCGGCUGCUGCGGGUUUACCGACAAGCAGAACGGCAGCUGCUGGAGCAUCGAGCUGAGCAGAGCAGAGAGAGGCUGCUGAUGGCAGAGGGACGGAGGGAAAAGGCGUGUGACCUCGCUAUGGAGCUCCGCCUCAAACAGCCCAGUGAGGUGGAGUUAGAGGAGUAUUACCCAGCUUUCCUCGAUAUGGUGCGCAGUUUGCUUGAUGGUAACCUGGACUCUACACAAUAUGAGGACACGCUGAGGGAGAUGUUCACCAUCCACGCCUAUAUCGGCUUCACCAUCGACAAAGUCAUCCACAACAUCAUCCGACAGUUGCAGCACCUGGUGAGCGACGAGGUGUGUCUGCAAGUGGUUGACCUUUACCUGGCUGAGAGGAAACGAGGGGCAGCCGGGGGGAACCUGUCCUCACAGUGUGUUAGAGCAGCUUGGGAGACCAGCUACCAGUGGAAAGCUGAGCGAGUGAUGGCUGAAGAGAACUGCUUCAAGGUGAUGUUUAUUCAAAACAAGGGUCAAGUGACAAUGACCAUCGAGCUGCUGGACACUGAGGAGGCCCAGGCUGAUGACCCACUAGAUGUUCAGUGCCUGUCGAGCUACAUGGAGCAGUUUGUAGGAACAGAGUCCAGUCUGUGCUCUCAAGCAGAGGGCUACUUCUUCAAACCCGUAUUUCUGCCCAGGAACCUUCGCCGUUUUCGCCGCUGGCAAGUGCGACAGGUGGAGGCGAUGCGCUGCAGGAGAGAGUGGCACCGCCAGCUGGGCGUGGAAAACGCCGGCAGUCUCGACUGUCGAUUUAAACUCAACACUCACAAGAUGGUGUUUGUCAUGAACUCUGAGGACUACAUGUACCGCAGAGGGGCCCUCGUCAAGGCCAGGAAGUCGCAGCACAGAGUGGCAGCGAACCAGCACGAACGCUUCGACAAGUGGCACCAGGGCUGGCUGACCAAUCACGUUACAGCCUCGGCUGAACGCUCCGUACAGAACUGGCUAAUGGGCGAAGAUGAGGAGGAUCUCAUCCCCUGCAAGACUACCUGCCUCUCGACUGAAGUGAAGGGGCAGAUGGUCAACAGAUACCAGGUUCAUUACAGCGGUAGCAAAGCCCCUUCUUCACCGUAGAGGCCUGCACAGAGAUGGACAGUAAUGCACACGCGCACACACACACACACACACACAGGUAAAUGCAUGAACGCAAAGGACAUACGUACACUAAACACAGACAUAAACAGCUGCAGUCGUGUCUCCACGUUCCUCCACGACGUGCUCGCUCAUUCACUCUGACUCACGGAUGAAGAAACUGGCAGAAAUGCAGUGAGUCAGUGAGUGAGAGGAGUGACGAUGUGGGGACGAGGGCCAACAGACAGUGAAGUAAUCAAUGAGAGCCAGCUCGGCCCUGAUUGGCGGGACGAGGAACGCACCAGGACGAACGGAGUUCAUCAUCCUUUAGCAUCUUCAUCAUUCGAGCUUCUGUGGUGGCAGUAACGUUUUUAAGGCUGACGGACAGAGUCAGCUGAUCAGGUGAGGACUCAUGAGAUCAUGGAAUUUGUUUGAGAAAUGUGAAUGUCUGUUUUUUUUCUUUCUCUUUUCUUUUUUUAAGUCAAGUGUAGUUUUUAGCCUCUAAAGCCGGAGAGCCUGCCUGUGGGUCGGUUGGUUGGUUUCUGUGUGUUUAUAUGGGGAGAUUAUGGUAAACGUGUGUAUGUAUGUGUAUCCUGCUCUCUUCAUUUUUGUCUAAUUGUAGGCCCACUGCAGGCUCUACAACUAUAGUAAAUGCGUUAUUACUGUAUGUGCAUAUAUACACACAACAGGGAUCCUGUAUUUUUAUAUAUGCAUCUACACAGGUUGAUCGAUACAUGUGGUUCUCUACAGUGUUUGCUGUCAGCCAACUCUUGAUGUUUGUUGUUUAUUUUUUUGUAUUUCCCCCUUUUUUGUGUUGUAGCUAAACAAGUUAUCACUGGGCAACAAGGAGUCCUUAAAAUUAAUUGGUUUAAUAUUAAUGAAGAUCAAAUUGUAUCAUAUUCAUCACCAAAUGUUUAAUUUUGCAUUGUUCUUUUUUUGCAUACUGACAUUGAAAAUAAAAUCGAAAUAUCAGUGUUAAAAUAGAAUGUAUAACAUUUAUCCUGUAUCAGUUAUCAUAAAAUAAACAACCUAGUUGUGAACUUCUUA